Messenger RNA from Aspergillus nidulans FGSC A4, 1059 nucleotides. RefSeq lists its product as uncharacterized. Gene Ontology annotation, molecular function: carboxylesterase activity. The record is from RefSeq and is a predicted model, not a curated record. The transcript has 2 exons. NCBI's taxonomy places the organism in Eukaryota, Fungi, Ascomycota, Eurotiomycetes, Eurotiales, Aspergillaceae. Bases 1 to 1059 code for a protein of 352 amino acids.
AUGAAAGACGCUGCCCGCCGCUACGCCGGGAUCCCCUACGCGCUUCCGCCAACGGGCGAGCACCGUUGGCGCAGGUCGCGUCCAUUACCACAAUCAUACACCUACGUCGGCAGCACCCCAGAUUCAGCAUUCGACGCGACGAGAUUCAAGCCCGUCUGCCCGCAGAAGGCGUACCACGUCGGCGGCAGCACCGAAGGCGGAGAUGGCGCGUAUAGCGAAGACUGUCUAUUUGUAAACAUCUGGACGCCGGUCCCGGACCCACAGAACUCAGAGAAGAAAAAGAAAUUGCCUGUCAUGCUCUGGCUGCACGGCGGGUGGUUCCAGAUGGGCGAUCCGAACCAGGAAGCGGGUAUGGAUCCGACGGAGCUGAUCUCUACCGGAAAGCUGAAUGCGAUCGUGGUUGCGAUCGGGUAUAGACUGAACGUCUUUGGGUUCCUGGCUGGACCGGAUAUUCUGGCUGAGAGCGAAAGAGGCGAGCAUGGGCAGUCCGGCGGGAACUUUGGGCUCUGGGACCAGCGGCUGGCGGCGGAGUGGGUGUAUGAGAAUAUCGAGCUUUUCGGAGGGGAUCGCGAGAAUAUCACGCUUGCUGGACGGAGCGCAGGGGCUUACAGCGUUGAGGCACAGAUGUUAUAUGAGUUUCGACAUUGCGCAUCUCUAGACAGCCCUCGGUUGUAUAGGCGUUUCUUCAUGGACUCGAAUGCAAUCCCCGCACAGCCCAAGUCUCUCUCCGACACGAAAGAGCAAUUCAACGAGCUCUGUUUACACUUUAACAUUGACCUGCAAGCCUCCAGCGCGGAGAAACUGGCUCGACUCCGCCAGAAAACGGCGCAGGAGCUCGUAGCUGCCAUCCCCAACCUGAAGAACCACACCUUUCGCCCUGUAACAGACGACCACUUCAUUCACCAGGGAAUGGCCGAGUACCUAGAAAGCAGAGAGUUCGCAUCGGCGUUUAAGGCAAGCAAGGCUCGGCUGCCGAUUGCCGAAGUCCUGAACGAGGAGACGCUGUACUCGACAUACAACAGCCCCAGUGAGCCCACAGUUGAGGCAUUGCGGAUGUAA